AAACACGCUCAGCGGUCAGCUGACCGGAGCAUAUAAACUAUGUCUGAACAUUUUAUACCAGCGAUCAGCUUCACCGAAAAUGCAUGUCGACAUCCUCAGAGCACCCUUGCCGAAAUGGCCGUCUUGGGUCCGAUUAGUAGUGUAGUAAUCUACACUCGGCUUCGUUCACAUCUCCGGCACACACGUUCGUUGGUUCAAGUUUUCACACCACAACAAUGGCUAAACGGCACACGAUGCCGUCCAAAACGCCGCUGUCACCUCCACGGUACCAGCCCGCGUACGGACGGAUGGACCCCAGGCCCAGGCCCUGGCGGUGAAUCGACCCGAGCGAACGGUGGUGGCCUCUAUCCCUUCUCUCGGCAGCAGCUGCUGCUGUGUAAUGGUACGACGAAUGCGCACGGUAGGACGCACCAUCUAGCAGUAGUCCCCGGCGGUGAUCUCGGUGAUACAUCUUACCGCUGGCGCUUAGACAUUAGUUAGUUAUUUCUGUUCGAGCGAUACACCACGCCAAUGAGGUGGCCGUUACCACUACCUAUCCUGUGCUAGUGACGCGCGUACUGGUUCCUUAUACUGUGCAGAACACACCAGCGCCAUCCACCAUCGAGAAUGUUUGCCAAGCAGUGGAGUCCCGGUAAGGUUGCGUUCGUGGUGUUCCUGCUGGCGGCAAGCGCCCUCAGCACGGACGUGGAUCCCGCUCAUAAACCACACUCAAGGCAACCGCGUGGAUUGGGCUUCUUUCACAAGAUAACACACAUCGGUUCGUUGCUCUAUCAGCAGUACAAUGACACCACCUACACGCUGAAGAAUGUCUACGAUCUGCUGAGCAACGAGUUCACGGACACCUUCACGACGACCACACCGGAUCCUCGCACGACAUCUACUACACCUGAUCCGUCCACCAGUACAACACCAAAAUAUCGCAUCUCACGAGCAGAGCUGGGACGCAUCCUGAACCGCAAUUACCGGGGUCUUCAGAAACUGUUUCGGCUCGAAUGGAACGACGCAUGGAACCAAACAAAGUACAACAUCGACGACUACAAGCGGGAACUGAAGAACUCGGCGUUCCCACCACGCAACAAAACUGCCGGCCCUAUCAAUGUUAACCUAACGGUGGAGGUUAAUGCAGAUCUGAAGAAGCCGUAAGAAGAGCGUCCGAUACUACACCCCAAACGCAUUCCUCACUGUGAUAAUGAUGCAAUCUCGUCCCUUAUCGGAAUGCGUAAUACCUGCUCUAACAGAGAACCCUUAUUCAUGUGAGAACUCUGCCGUGGAUAGGAAGCUAGAACGCUACCUAGCAGCAGCUUCCCAACACUUCCAUUUCCAUUUAAAAUUAAGAUAGGCUUAGCUAGAACUUGACCUGAGUAUGAUAGGUAGGUACUUUAGAACACACAUUUCGUGGGACUCGCAGGGUUUAGUGUAAAGCAGGUGUGCCGCGUAUGUGUAUAUAGCGUAAAACGUGACGGUACGGUAAGCAUCCAUGGGUAGUAAGAAAAAAAGGAAGGUUUCUUUGUAACUAAUUUUGCGCUCCUAUUCUAGCUGGGUGUUGUCAUUAGGUGUAGAUAGAUCGUAAUCUGAGACAUAGCUAGACAAAUUCGGUUUGCCAACGAACAGAUAAGCGUGGCGCAAAACUGACGCACCCGAUUUGUUUUGUGAGCAAUCCGUUCCAUCUCUCAGGUGGACACACCUGAAUGAUCCUCUAUCGCAAUAAAAAAUGUCUGACAAAGCUUUCCGACCGUAAGUAAACACACACAGACACAACGCAUCGGUAUGUUUGCAUUUCACCGACUCCGAACGCCCCGAUGUCGAAAUGUUGACCGAUCGGUCCCACCAUCGCGCAUCAAGGUUAGCGGGCCUUCAGGUGGCAAUGGCUGGGCAUCGAAGCAGCAGAAAAACGACACAUUGACGCAUCUUCACUAUCUCGCAUAUUCACCGUUGGCUAUUCGCGCUUUUUUUUUGAUGGUCGUUUUUCUUCAACAUUUCACACCAGGUUGACAUUGGUUUCGUGCACCAGGUUUCGUCACCGGAUGUAUGCCGCCACCAUACGCGGUCUUAUUAUGCCGUUGAACUUGAAGGUUUGUAAUUUCGGUUUUUCGCCAAAAAUUUGGCAGCUAUUACGCCGUCCAAGGUUAUUGGACGGAAUGGAACCCGACAGCGGCGCGUGAUGUGAAAUCUAUGCAGACAUUUUGCCAGUUUUUAUUUGUAAUCAGGUAUAAAAAUACUGUAAAGCAGUAGACCGUAACAAUACGCCAGUGUUUAACGGUAAGUCGUUAAAGCCAUCUAUAACUAUGGAACCAAUAUAUAGAUAACCCUCAGUCUUGCGAAUAAAUUCACCGAGCUAGUUGAUCAGUGAAACAUGUUGAUAAUGGAUGCCAUUAGUAGUGGGGGGGUUCCUCUUGUGUACGUCCGUUAAUGCAUUAUCGCUAGCGAUAGUUCUGAAGCAGGGGCGAGCGGGUUCAUGAAGAUCAGUUUCAUCUAGCCAAGGGCUUUAUAGCCGGCAAUGACUGGCAGCGCUUUCUUAGCCGCCCGGAACACAUUACGUCCAAGUUUUUCCUGCAAGCAAAGCGAAUGAUGAGAACAAUUACGCUUUUU
Anopheles funestus (African malaria mosquito) is the source of this 2589-nucleotide messenger RNA. RefSeq lists its product as uncharacterized. The coding region runs from base 607 to 1143 and encodes 178 amino acids. The record is from RefSeq and is a predicted model, not a curated record. NCBI's taxonomy places the organism in Eukaryota, Metazoa, Arthropoda, Insecta, Diptera, Culicidae. The transcript has 5 exons.